Molecule: messenger RNA, 1671 nt
Organism: Penicillium paradoxum
Lineage: Eukaryota; Fungi; Ascomycota; Eurotiomycetes; Eurotiales; Aspergillaceae
Exons: 7
Coding region: 1-1671 (556 amino acids)
Biological process (GO): intracellular signal transduction; peptidyl-serine phosphorylation
Molecular function (GO): ATP binding; protein serine/threonine kinase activity
Source: RefSeq, a predicted model, not a curated record
AUGGGAAACACCCAGGGCAAACCGGUGUCUUGCAACGAUGCUGUCAACCUCAAUCAUUUCCGACUCCUGCGAGUCGUUGGAAAAGGUGCAUUCGGAAAAGUCCGAAUUGUCGAGAGGAAGGACACAGGUCUUACGUUCGCAUUGAAAUACAUUCGUAAAGAGGAAGUGGUUCGCUCGGAAAGUGUACGAAACAUUAUUCGUGAACGGAGAAUGCUCGAACACCUGAACCAUCCAUUCCUGUGCAAUUUGCGUUACAGUUUUCAGGACAUGGAAUACAUCUAUAUUGUGGUUGAUUUAAUGAAUGGUGGCGAUCUCCGAUUCCAUAUCUCCCGAAAAUGCUUCACAGAGGAUGCGGUGAGGUUUUGGAUGGCUGAACUGGGCUGCGCUCUGAAGUAUAUCCAUUCGCAGGGCAUCAUCCACCGCGAUCUAAAACCAGACAAUGUGCUUUUAGAUUCUGAUGGACACGUUCACUUGGCUGACUUUAACGUGGCAUCGGAUUUCCGACCGGGAAAGCCCCUCACAAGCAAGUCAGGAACGCUAGCAUACCUUGCGCCGGAAGUCUAUGAAGGGACGGGUUACACCUUUGAGGUCGAUUGGUGGUCAUUAGGUGUGACUUUUUACGAGUGCAUCUACAAUAAGCGACCAUUCGAAGGUCGGAGUCAAGAGACCUUGAGUGAAAACAUUAAAAAAGCACAGCCAAAAUAUUAUGUUACCAAUCCCGCUGUUUCAGUACCUUGUUUGCGGGCACUGGGCGCAUUGAUGCAAAAAGAUCGCAGUCAACGCAUUGGUGCCAUCGGGUUCGAGACAUACACCUCACACAUGUUCUUCGCCGAUAUCGACUUUGAUGCACUCGAGCGCAAACAGAUCCCGCCAGUGUUCCGCCCCUCGAGCGAUAAAACAAACUUCGAUGCGACGUAUGAUCUGGAGGAGUUGCUCCUCGAAGAAGCACCCCUGGAAGCUAGAGCGCGCCGGCAAAAGCCACGUGCUGAGCUAAGGGAGGAUGCUACUGCGAAAGAAAUCCGGGAUGAUGAACUCCACCGUCUUAUUGAGACGAUGUUUGAGCCAUUUGAUUACACUUUGACUAGCUACCAAGGUAAUGCAGCGGACGCUAUUGCUGCCUCCACCAAUCCCGAGGAUUGUCUUCCUACCGCCACAAACACCGCAGGAAACACUACAACGCCAGCAAACCCAACUGUACACGCCCGUCAAUUCUCACAGCCCGAUCAUAGAAAUACACCAUCUCAAAUCGAUGGCAUAUACUAUCGUGCUCCGACGAGCGAAAACAUGACUACAGUGAGCGAAACACUCGAUCCUAAUGACCCUGCAAGCGGCCCAAUUUCACCUGCUCCCUCGAACCGCAUGUCAGGUUCACCACCACCUGCACCAUCGUUCCACCGACCGCUACCCCAUAAUCAACGCCACCGCGGUGCCACUCGCCAAAUGAGCAAAAGUGGUGGCGUCCAAAUGGUUCUGAACGAACAUGGUAGCUGGAGUGAACUGGCAAAUAGCGCUGCUAUCCCUGCAGAGGGAAUAGAGAGUGGUGACGACAAAAGCAAGCCGGCCAAUGGAAUGCUUUCGUUCUUCAGUCGAAAAAAGGGCCGUGACCGUAGCCCCAAGCCAACCGAGCCAGGUGUUCUGGGCAAAGAGGGAGCCAGGCAGAUCAUUAGCUGA